Messenger RNA from Eucalyptus grandis, 1686 nucleotides. RefSeq names its product plant intracellular Ras-group-related LRR protein 5-like. The record is from RefSeq and is a predicted model, not a curated record. Bases 351 to 1394 code for a protein of 347 amino acids. The transcript has 2 exons. NCBI's taxonomy places the organism in Eukaryota, Viridiplantae, Streptophyta, Magnoliopsida, Myrtales, Myrtaceae.
AACUCUCAAGGAUUUCCGUUCUCCCCGAUUCCAUUGAAAGGUUAAAGAAUCUUAAACAUUUACUUAUAUUUGAAUUCUCACAUGAGCUUUCGAAUUUUAUUAGAGAUCCAGAAUCAUUGGGAAAGUUGGAUUUAAAAUUCUCUGGGUCCGUUUUCCCUGAUUCCAUUGAAAGAUUAACAAAUUUGACACAUUUUUCCUUUGGAAUAGGCGAUAGUAUACUUGAGCUUGUGCGCACUACUUGGGAACCAAAGUCAUUGGUCAAGUUGAAUUUAAAAAUCUUGGAGAUCUCUAUUCUCCUUGAUUCCAUUGAAAAGUUCACGAAUUUAACGCAUUUGUCUUUUUCAAAAUGCAUGUAUCUACAUGAGCUUCCGAACUCUAUUGAAAAAAUGGAGUUUUUGGUCGAGUUGGAUUUAAGAUUCUCUAAGAUCUCCUUUCUUCCCGAUUUUAUUGGAAAUCUGAAGAGACUAAAAGUCUUAAAGGUGGCAUACACAAAGAUACACACGAUACCUUGUUCUCUUGGAGGAGUGGAGUCGCUUGAAGAGCUCGAUGCCUCAUUUUGUCUGCAUCUCAAGGAUGAAAUCCCAUGGGAAUUGUGGAGCCUGACUCAUUUGAGGAUCCUGGAUUUAGAUGGGAGCCCAAUCUCUACAGUGCCGAGAAAGAUCAGUGGUUUCUCUAGUCUCCAGACGCUUAAAAUUGCAAGCCAUCGACUUUCCCCCUUGCCAGAGCUUCCCUCAAGUUUGAAAUGUCUUGUUGUUGUAGCUGCUCAAUUCCCUAUUCUUCCCAACCUCUCAAGUCUAGUUCAUUUACAUCAUCUCGAAGUGCGUAAAGAACAACAUAUGACACUUUGGAUCCCACACAAGGUUACCUCACCUUGGAAGGACGUGUUGUCCAUCAAUCAGCUUCCACUUAGCUUAUCAACCUUGAAAAUUCACUCUAUCCCGCAAUUGCCAUACAUUUCUGACUUGCAAAAUUUGUUGGUUCUCUCUAUUAGCAAAUGUUUGAUGCCAUGCUUGCCUGAUCUAUCGCACUUGAAGAGGCUACAAGAGUUACAGCUCGAUGACUUCCCUGAACUGGUGGAGAUUCCAGGUUUGGGGGAAUUGGAGUCACUGAAGUUUCUGUACAUUAUCAUGUGUGAUGUGAUCAAACAAUUGCCUAACCUAUCGAAGUUGAAAAAUUUAUUGCGUCUCAAGCUAAUACAUUGCGUAAAGUUGAGAGCCGUUGAAGGCUUGAAAGAGUUGAAUUUUUUGGAGUAUGCAGAGAUUAGAUAUUGCAAGUCUUUGGAAAGGUUGCCUGAUGUGCCGACAUCCACCAAAUUGGAGACAGAUCAGGCGCCGCUAGAACCUGCUGAACACACCAUGCAGCCAGCGAAGCGAUUGCGACUUUCAGUGGACUAGUAGGACAGAGUUGGCGGCGAGUAUUCAGAGUUUUAAGGCCUUGCACGUGGAAUAGAAAACAAAUUUGCGGCCUUGCAUGUGGAAUAAAGCCAAAUUUACAACUCACAGUAUAACCGACGUAAGGUAAUCCAGGUGUCUUCAUCUCACUUCUUGCACCAUCUAUUAUAUUUCUUGAUAGGUGUUAGAACGAUGUUUUCAAUUUUCAAAUUGAAUUCUCAUGAAGCAUUAAGUGUUUUGCUCUAUUCAUUUCAAUCAUCUCUAAAGUAUGAAUUUAUUAUGUUUGAGUGGGCUU